Rhea pennata is the source of this 5833-nucleotide messenger RNA. RefSeq names its product SEC24 homolog B, COPII coat complex component (gene SEC24B). The record is from RefSeq and is a predicted model, not a curated record. The transcript is spliced from 24 exons. The coding region runs from base 1 to 3690 and encodes 1229 amino acids. Gene Ontology annotation, biological process: endoplasmic reticulum to Golgi vesicle-mediated transport; COPII-coated vesicle cargo loading; intracellular protein transport. NCBI's taxonomy places the organism in Eukaryota, Metazoa, Chordata, Aves, Rheiformes, Rheidae. Gene Ontology annotation, cellular component: endoplasmic reticulum exit site; COPII vesicle coat. Gene Ontology annotation, molecular function: zinc ion binding; SNARE binding.
AUGUCGGCGCCCGCCGGGCUGCCGCCGCGGCCCUCGGCCGGCGCGGCCGUCUACGCGGGCGGCCCCGCGGAGGCCGCGGCGCCGCAGGCCGGCGCGCUCCGCCGCCACAACGGUCCUGUGCGGAGUCCAAUGCAGUUUCCCGCUGGCUAUGGCUUACAUCCUCCAAACUAUAGCGUGCCCUCAGGACACUAUUCACAAGUGCCCAAUAAAGCUGUUUCUCCACAUUUGGAUAAUCAGUAUAGAGCCAGUUACCACUCUACUUACUAUUCAGCACCAGCACAAAAUGUUAUGACACCACCUGUGGGUACCAACAUGUUGAAUACACAAGAAUCACAGCAGUUAUACAACAAAACUUCUCCCCAGACAGCCGAGUCAACGGAAGGACUUAUUCGAGGAGCAGUAUCAUCUGCAUCCUACUUGCAUACCAGUGCUCAACAGUCGUAUUCAGCAUUUGGUAAUCACUACAGCACUUCUGUCAGCUCUUCAGUUGCUUCUCAGGGAUUUCCCCUUAAUUCUGAUCAUUACACCAUGCCUGUGGUUUCUAGUGCUAUGUAUCCUGUUUCUUACCCUUCUGCGGCUAGUGACAGUGUGUAUGGGCAGGCAUAUAUCUCUCAGAGCCUGCCUGGUGUUGGACAGUUUAAACAGACAAGUGCAUUUUCUAGCCAGAGUACAGCAGUACCUCAUUCACUUCAACAACAUGUUCCUGUGGGAUAUAAUUCAACAUUGCCAGCUAUUUCAUCUGCUCAGUCCGUUCAAGACAGCCUGAGCAGAAAUCUCUCUGGAUUGCUGGCUAAAACAAACAACCAAAUAAAUACAGGUGGCAUUGAUUCUUUACAGCCUGCACAGUCUGUAAGCCAGAAGGCUCAGUAUACUAAGCCUGGAGUUGGAACAUCUGUUUCCUCAGCUGCAGUCUCCUCUGGGAGGACACCUACUCCAGGCCUUUCUCCAGAGCCAAGGUCUACGCCCUCAGUUACACAGUCACCAGAGUCAGCCCUUCAGAAAGGCAUGCAGUAUGGUGGAUAUGUUAAUAAUCAAGCUAGCUCUGCACCAGCUCCCUUGUCAUCAAGUUCAGAUGAUGAGGAAGAGGAUGAGGAGGAUGAGGAAGCAGCAAUUGAUAGUUCCUCUACUACUAGCAGUGCCUCUCCUGUUCUGAACAAUUAUGAUGCCCUGGAAGGAGGUGGCUAUCCAGAGACACGCUCUGUGACCAGCAGCCCAGUUCCUGCUCCUUCAGUUCCCCAGACAUCAAAAACAUCUAAGCCCUUUGGUUAUGGAUAUCCAGCACUGCAGCCUGGUUACCAAAAUGCAACAUCACCUGAUCCUGUACAGCCCAGUAAUUCAGGCCACCAUCCUGGACUUCAGCACUAUCCACAGCAAUAUACAGGUGUGAACCAGCUGUCCUCUUCCUUAGGAGGAUUAAGUCUGCAGCAUUCUCAGCAGCCAGAAGGUUUGAGACCAGUAAACCUUACACAAGAUAGGAAUAUUUUGCCUGUUUCUUCAGUUCCAGCGCCUGUGCCUAACUUGAACUCUGAUCUUAGGAAAUUAAACUGCAGUCCAGACUCAUUUCGAUGCACAUUGACAAAUAUUCCACAGACGCAGGCUCUGUUAAACAAAGCUAAGCUUCCUUUGGGUUUGUUGCUACAUCCCUUUAGAGACUUAACGCAAUUACCAGUAAUAACAUCAAGCACAAUAGUGAGAUGCAGAUCCUGCAGGACAUAUAUCAACCCAUUUGUUUCUUUCAUUGAUCAAAGGAGGUGGAAAUGCAAUCUGUGCUAUAGAGUUAAUGAUGUUCCUGAAGAAUUUAUGUAUAAUCCUCUGACACGAUCUUAUGGAGAGCCUCAUAAGCGGCCAGAGGUCCAAAAUUCUACGGUGGAAUUCAUUGCUUCCUCAGACUAUAUGCUUCGUCCUCCUCAGCCUGCAGUGUAUUUAUUUGUUUUAGAUGUGUCUCAUAAUGCAGUGGAAGCUGGAUAUUUGACAAUAGUCUGCCAGUCAUUGCUGGAAAACUUAGACAAGCUGCCUGGAGAUUCAAGAACAAGAAUAGGGUUCAUAACAUUUGACAGUACUGUUCAAUUUUACAACCUGCAGGAGGGUUUAUCUCAGCCUCAAAUGCUGAUUGUCUCAGAUAUUGAUGAUAUUUUCCUGCCUACACCAGAUAGUUUACUUGUAAAUCUCCAUGAAAGCAAAGAGCUGAUAAAAGAUCUAUUAAGUGCAUUACCAAAUAUGUUCACCAAUACAAGAGAAACAUAUAGCGCACUGGGCCCUGCGCUUCAGGCUGCAUUUAAACUGAUGUCUCCAACGGGUGGUCGGAUAUCUGUAUUUCAGACUCAGUUACCGUCUUUGGGUGCAGGGCUUUUGCAUUCCAGAGAAGAUCCCAAUCAAAGAUCAAGCACAAAGGUGGUCCAGCAUCUUGGUCCAGCAACAGAUUUUUAUAAGAAGUUGGCAUUGGACUGUUCAGGCCAACAGACUGCUGUGGAUUUAUUUCUCUUAAGUUCACAAUAUUCUGAUCUAGCUUCUCUUGCUUGCAUGUCCAAAUACUCUGCUGGAUGCAUCUAUUAUUAUCCAUCUUUCCAUCAUAGCCAUAAUCCUGCUCAGGCUGAGAAAUUUCAGAAAGACCUGAAAAGAUACCUUACAAGGAAGAUUGGAUUUGAGGCAGUUAUGAGAAUACGAUGUACAAAAGGUCUUUCAAUACACACUUUUCAUGGGAAUUUUUUUGUACGAUCAACUGAUCUCUUGUCACUUGCCAAUGUCAAUCCUGAUGCUGGAUUUGCAGUACAAAUGUCCAUUGAGGAAAGUCUGACUGACACAUCUUUGGUUUGUUUUCAAACAGCUCUUUUGUAUACUUCUAGCAAAGGUGAACGGCGAAUUCGAGUGCACACACUUUGCUUGCCUGUAGUCAAUUCACUGGCUGAUGUAUAUGCAGGAGCAGAUGUGCAAGCAGUUGUAUGCCUCUUAGCAAACAUGGCUGUGGAUCGCUCAGUUUCAUCUAGUCUUGCAGAUGCAAGAGAUGCCUUAGUUAAUGCUGUGGUAGACUCCUUGGCAGCAUAUAUGUCAACUGCUUCAAAUCUGCAGCAAUCUAUGCUGGUAGCACCAAAUUCCCUCAGGCUGUUUCCAUUGUAUGUUUUGGCUCUUCUCAAACAGAAAGCAUUUAGAACUGGCACUAGCACACGCUUGGAUGAUCGUGUAUAUGCAAUGUGCCAGAUGAAGAGUCAGCCUCUUGUUCAUCUGAUGAAAAUGAUACACCCCAACUUGUACAGGAUAGACAAAUUGAUAGAUGAGAGUGCGAUACAUGUAAACGACAAGGUUGUUCCCCAACCACCUCUUCAGAAGUUAUCUGCGGAGAAGCUGACAAGAGAAGGAGCUUUUCUAAUGGAUUGUGGAUCAGUAUUUUAUAUUUGGAUUGGAAAAAAUUGUGAUAACAACUUCAUAAAAGAUGUCCUUGGAUAUCCAAACUAUGCAUCAGUACCAUUGAAAAUGACACAGCUUCCUGAGGCAGAUGCACUUUCUUCAGAAAGGACACGGUCUUUUAUAUCCUGGCUUAAAGAUAGUAGACCUUUAAGUCCAGUUCUUCAAGUAAUAAAGGAUGAGAAUCCUGCCAAAACAGAUUUUUUUCAACAUCUAAUUGAAGAUCGGACAGAAGCAGCUUUCUCUUACUAUGAAUUCUUACUUCAUAUUCAACAGCAGAUUUGUAAGUGAAGGAGGAAUAAACUAGAAGAAAAAUCCUGUCCUCAGAUAGAAGCGUUGGCUGAGUAAGAAGCACAUGGGAAGUUAAAAAGUGGGUGUGUGUUCUUCAUAAUAUACAGUGACCAACACUGUUUCAGAAGCUUUACAGCUAAACAGAAAGUACACAUUUCCAGUGGAAUUUUGCAGACUUGCUUCAGUCUAAAAGUGAUAGGAGUAAUGAAGCUGUUUCGCUAGUAAACGUAUAAUUGGUUUAUACACGUUUCCAGUAGUGCAGCGGUAUGGUGCUCUGUUUAUUGCAAGCUGGUGAAUUUAUGUAGCUAUGUGGGAUGAUAUUUCUUAAUGAAAUGUACAAUUAGAUAAAGCCUUUUUUCUUAUAUUUAUUAUAAUAGCCCUUCCACAUUCAAACUCUGUCAGAGAUUUCAAAGGGCAGUGAUGUAUGUUGUUUAUAUGAAUUUCUUUAUAAAAGGAAUGAUUCAUAUUUACUAAAGACUUCAACAAAUUCUCUGUGAAAGUUGUAGAGUUUCAGUGAAGUACAUAAACUGUAGAAAUAAAAAAUACAAUGUACAUAAGUGUUACAUUUGUAAAGAAAAUGUAAAAAUGUAACUAAAAAAAGACAUAGCUCAAUGUGCAGAAUUGUUGAGUGCAAAAUGAUGAAUUGUUUUGUCCCAAGUUAGAUAAUGAAGUUGACUAUUAAUAUAUAUAUACACUAAAAAGUAAGAAUCCAUGCAGAAAUAACACAGCUUCUUGUUUGGUUAUUUUUAGGUGAAUUUAUUUAUGAUUGGCUACUAAUUAAAAAUAUUUUGCUUUAUCACGUGUUUUUUAUAUUUAUGCAAGUAUGUUUUAGUUUUAAUGACUGAACUCCUACUGAACUGAACAUUGAAGAGAACAUGUUUACCACUUUUUUUCACAGACCUCUGGAAGGGAAGAGAAAAUAUUUAAUAGUUUGAACAAUUAAUAGUUAAAGCUCCUAAAACACCUUGUGUAUUAUCCUAAAUAUCUGUUAACAUUGUUUUACAUUUUGUAAUCUACUGUAGUCUUGGUCUAGCUUUCUGUAAAUUGUUUUGUUUAGCAUUUAGAGUAAGCAUGGGUAAUCACUGAAUUGGAUAUGAUGUUAUUUAUACUGUGAUUAAAAAAAAAAAAAAAGUAUAAAAAUGCAUUCCCUUGUUACAAUGAAAGGAAAUGCUGUAAAAUCUCAAAUUUCAAGAUGUAAUCACACCGCUGUCUUUCAAAAAGCUUGUCCUUGCUAAUGUUUUUUGUAACUUAGUGGUUUUGGUUUUUGAAUAGAUUUAUCCCAGAAUUUAAAAUUUGGUUGUUAAGGAAAAAUUGAGAUGGUUUGGUUUUGUUUCUUUAGAGGCACACUAGAAAUAAUUCAAAAGUCAGUCAGUCAUAUGACAUAUUCUGAACUUUGUCAUUUGUUUGGUUUAAUCAGGUGUGGCUAUAACAAAAUAAUUAAGUACCAAAAAGUAAAUGGUAUUUAGUAUUAUUAAUUUUAUUUUUUACUGCAGUCUUUAAGAUGUUAACAUGUUACAAUUGAACUUUAACUACCGUAUCCCCUGAAAAUGGUACUUGAAUAUUGAAGAGAAAAUGUACUACUGUGGUUUGCAAAUGUUUUAAAAGUUACACUAAUUAAAUUGUGAAAGUGGUGGUGUUCUACAUGUUAGCACCAAAUCACUGUUUGGGGGAAAAGAAACUUAAAUUGGUAUCUUGUCUUUAACUAAAUGUUUUAAGUUUCCCAUAGAUUAAUUUGGAGAAACUUCCAUUUAGUGAUUUAAUUUAUCAUGUAAUAUCUGUGGAGAUGCUAGAUGCUGAAUGUCAUUAAAUCAGACCAACAAGAUUGUAACUACAUUCUUUCUCUUAGAUAAUCUCACAUAUGAAUGAAAGCUAGGUGCUGCUGAAAGUCAGGAAUCUUAAAGAUCAUCUGGAAUUGCUAAGAUCAGAAGAGUAUGUUACAAUUUUAAAUGUUUCAGAUUAUACACUCCUGACAUGUGAGCUUGGUGUUGAAUAUCUGGAAACAUGCUAUGCCACGAUUAAUGACAAUGUAUUCUGUAAAAAAACAUUACAUAAAGUUUUAUUCUUCUAUGGUUUUUGUAUAUGAAAAUUAUGAAAAGUACAUCUGAGAGCUAUUUGUUUAGUAAAAUCUAUACAGUGUGGAGAA